AGUUUAGAUUUUAUUUAGCUUUACUUAUUUUACCUAGAGUUGAAACAUUUUGAAAAAGAUCCUCAGUUUUAAUCUUUCAUCAUUUUGGCUCUUACCUGAAGUGAAGUUUGGUUGAACUCAGUUGAUUUAAUCUCUCAAUAUAUAUGAAAUCAAUCUGAAAUGAAAUUAUGCUUGGCGCAUUUUGUGUUGUUAUAUGUGCACUGACCCAGUUCAUGUAUUUUCAGGAUGUUUAAAGACAUGUUUUCCUAUUAAUCUGAACAGAAACUGAGGAGAUAGAAAUGGAUAAAGCCAUGAUGAACCAUCAGUGAAUUCUGUGGAAUCCACUCAAGUGUAAUUCACCUUUCACAUUACCUUAUUUGAUGUUUAUUUAUAGAAACUCAUGUCAUCUUUGUUGUGGGAGGGUUGGUAGAGGUGAAUGUUUAUUUUCUGCAUUGCAUUAUGUCCUUACAACAGGAUAAUAUAUUUGGGCCUCGAUUAAUUACUAUAGGAGUUAAAUUUGAUUUAAAAAUUACAAUAAUAUAAACAAUCCUAAUAAAAAUCAUGACCAAUUCUACCUGUACAAAAUGAAGUAAAAUCCCAAGAUGUGUACUCAUGACAGACUAUUGAUUGUUGCUAGUUCCUCUUUUAAAUAAUUGAACUAAUUAGAUACUUCUAUCUUAAGUAUUUCUUGGCCUCAGUUUUCCUUCUAAUAGCCCAAUUCUUUCCUUUAUUUUGCAGGUAUAAGCACAAAAUAAAGUAGGUCUGUUGUUUAUGUCAUUUUAUGAGCCAUAUAACUUAGAGAAAUAGUUUUUUAAUCUUAUAAUUGGUGUUGCUAACCAACAUUUACAUUUUGUAGUUUAUUGAUUUGUUUGUUGGGACAAAUAAUGUACAUUUUGAAUUCACAAAUCACACUAUUCGUCAGAGAUAAAUUUCAUUGCCAAAGAAUACAAGAUGAUCAUAGUAAAUAUACAUUAUUUGGAGUAGUGAUUUUUAAACGUUAGUAUGCAUGAGAAUCACUUAAAGACAAAGAUUGAAGUGCAGAUUUCAGUUAGCACCCCCAGAGAAUUUGAUUCAAGAUCUAGAGGGAAGACCAGGGGUUGACUUUGAAAAAACAACAACCCAAGACUCCCAAGUAAUUAUUUAUGCAUAUGGUUCACACACUAUGGUUUGAGAAACACGGACUCCACCUCAAAGUCUUUAUAACGCUCAGAUUUGGGGAAUAUUAUUGCCUGUAUGUUAUCAUAUUGAAGUUAUCAAUUUGAACGCGUGGUGGCAGUGCAGGCUAAGAGAGUGAAUAAAGCUCUGCAGAUUCGGUGGACUCCAUUUUAUUCAGAGACCCCCUCUCCCCUCAAAUACAAGACACAUUUACAGCUAGAGCAAAGUUAGAAGUAUUCAGGAAGGCAGUCGUCACCAGAGAAGUUAUAAGACAAAUUCGAAAUUCAACAGCAAAGAGAUUACGGAGGGUAGAUGAUGGACGUGGUGAUUGGGACUGGAAAAGGAUUUUUUCCUCUGGAAUCAGACCUAAUAGAAAUGGCGCAAACAAAAGUACAUCGCAAGAAAAGGCAAGUGACUAUCCUCAUUAUAUGGAUGAUUUUGUGGGAAGUGGGUUCAGAGUCGAUUCAGUAUUCUGUACUGGAGGAGACAGAAAGUGGCACGUUUGUGGCCAAUUUGACAAAGGAUCUGGGACUCAAGAGAGGAGAGCUGGCUGAGCGGGGUGCUCAGGUCGUUUUCAAGGGGAACAGACAGCAUUUGCAGCUUGACCCACAGACUUAUGAUUUGCUGCUAAAUGAGAAACUGGACCGGGAAGAGCUGUGCGGUUCCACUGAGCCGUGUGUGCUACCUUUCCAAGUAUUACUGGAAAAUCCCUUGCAAUUUUUUCAGGCUGCUUUACGAGUCAGAGAUAUAAAUGACCACGCCCCAGAGUUCCCAACCAGAGAAAUGCUACUAAAAAUAUCAGAAAUUACUACACCAGGAAAGCUAUUUCCUUUGAAAAUGGCACAGGAUUUAGACGCUGGUAGCAACGGUCUUCAGAGCUACAUAAUCAGCUCCAAUCCUCAUUUCCACGUUCUCACUCGCAAUCGCAGCGACGGCAGGAAGUUCCCGGAGCUGGUGCUAGACAAAGCCUUGGACCGGGAGGAGCAGCCCGAGCUUAGGCUUACCCUCACAGCACUGGAUGGUGGGUCUCCGCCGCGUUCUGGAACCACGGAGAUUCAGAUACUGGUCUUGGACAUCAAUGACAACGCCCCCGAGUUUGCUCAGGAGCAAUAUGAGGUGCAAAUCCCUGAAAACAAUUCCCUGGGCUCUCUGAUUAUAACCGUCUCAGCGAGGGAUUUAGAUGCUGGAUCUUUUGGGGAAGUAUCUUAUGCCCUAUUUCAGGUAGAUGACAUUAAUCAGCCCUUCGAAAUAAACGCAAUUACAGGCGAAAUUCGACUGAGAAAGACUUUGGAUUUUGAGGAAUUUCAAUCUUACCAUGUGGAUAUUGAGGCUACAGAUGGCGGGGGACUAUCAGGAAAAUGCUCUUUGGUCAUCAAGGUUCUGGACGUAAAUGACAACACUCCUGAAUUGACCAUGUCCUCACUCACCAGUCCCAUUCCCGAAAACCUGCCAGACAUCAUAGUGGCAGUUUUCAGUGUAUCAGAUGCAGAUUCUGGACAAAAUCAACAGAUUGUUUGCUCUAUAGAUGACAAUCUCCCCUUUCUUCUAAGACCAUCAGUGGAGAAUUUCUACACAUUGGUAACUGAAGGAGCGCUGGAUAGAGAGAGCCAGGCCGAGUACAACAUCACCAUCACCGUCACCGACUUGGGGACCCCCAGGCUGAAAACGCAGCACAACAUAACCGUGACGGUCUCCGACGUCAACGACAACGCCCCCGCCUUCAGCCAAACCACCUACACCCUGCGCGUCCGCGAGAACAACAGCCCCGCCCUGCACAUCGGCAGCGUGAGCGCCACGGACAGGGACUCGGGCGCCAACGCCCAGGUCACCUACUCGCUGCUGCCGCCCGCGGACCCGCAGCUGCCCCUGGCCUCCCUGGUGUCCAUCAACGCGGACAACGGGCAGCUGUUCGCGCUCAGGUCCCUGGAUUACGAGGCGCUGCAGGCGUUCGAGUUCGGCGUGCGCGCGGCCGACCGCGGCUCGCCCGCGCUCAGCAGCCAGGCGCGGGUGCGCGUGCUGGUGCUGGACGACAACGACAACGCGCCCUUCGUGCUGUACCCGCCGCAGAACGGCUCUGCGCCCUGCACCGAGCUGGUGCCCAGGGCGGCCGAGGCGGGCUACCUGGUGACCAAGGUGGUGGCGGUGGACGGCGACUCGGGCCAGAACGCCUGGCUGUCGUACCAGCUGCUCAAGGCCACGGAGCCCGGGCUGUUCGGCGUGUGGGCGCACAACGGCGAGGUGCGCACGGCCCGGCUGCUGAGUGAGCGCGACGCCGUCAAGCACAGGCUGGUGGUGCUGGUCAGGGACAAUGGCGAGCCGCCGCGCUCGGCCAGCGUCACGCUGCACGUGCUGCUGGUGGACGGCUUCUCGCAGCCCUACCUGCCGCUCCCGGAGGUGGCGGCGGCCGAGGCGCGGGCCGACCCGCUCACCGUCUACUUGGUCGUCGCCUUGGCGUCCGUGUCGUCGCUCUUCCUGUUCUCGGUGCUGGUGUUCGUGGCGGUGCGGCUGUGCAGGCGGAGCCGGGCGGCGUCUGCGGGUCGCUGCUCGGGGCCCGAGGGCCACUUUCCGGGCCACCUGGUGGACGUCAGCGGCGCGGGGACGCUGUCCCAGAGCUACCAGUAUGAGGUGUGUCUUCGGGGAGGCUCGGGGACUAGUGAGUUCAAGUUCUUGAAGCCGAUUAUCCCGAACUUCCCUCCCCAGGGCAUUGGAAAGGAAAUGGAGGAAAGCCCCACAGUUCGGGAUAGUUUCUUAUUCAGUUAAGUAUUCUAUUCAGCUCUUUUGAAAAUCUCUUUAAACUCAAAGUUACAUGUUAUUGAUGGUCCGAUUUUAAUUAUUUACGACAGGUCCUUAGAUUGAGAAAAAAUCAGAUACUGAGUAUACACAGGAUUUUCCCUAUGCUAUGGUUAGUAGAUUUUUGUUACUUUCAACUAUAUUUGACAGUCUGAAUAAAAAGUAAAUUUUUAUUUGAAUACUUUAAAAUUUUUGAAACUCAAUCAUCUAUUCAUUUUACAAAAAUUGUAAUGCAAAGUCCUUAAGUAGGAUUGUAUAUCUAUUAGUGACAAUGGUCAUCACUAUAGCUAUGUAAGGAAAUUUUUAAAAUGUGAGUGUUUGGGGCAUUUGGCUGAUUCAGUUGGUAGAGCAUUCGACUCUUGACCUGGGUGGUGAGUUCAAGUCCCAUGUUGGUUAUAGAGCCUACUUAAAAAAAAAAAAAAUAAAUAAAAUGUGACUGGUUGAUGUUUAA
Messenger RNA from Acinonyx jubatus (cheetah), 4375 nucleotides. RefSeq names its product protocadherin beta-6. The record is from RefSeq and is a predicted model, not a curated record. Lineage: Eukaryota; Metazoa; Chordata; Mammalia; Carnivora; Felidae. Gene Ontology annotation, cellular component: plasma membrane. The coding region runs from base 1447 to 3894 and encodes 815 amino acids. Gene Ontology annotation, biological process: homophilic cell-cell adhesion. The transcript has a single exon. Gene Ontology annotation, molecular function: calcium ion binding.